GCUUUCCUCUUGAUCUAUUUAUAUCUUCCCAGUGGUAUAAUUCCAGUUUGAGGUCUCGUCCCUGUCAACUCCUCGUCUCUCCAUCGCAACACCACGCGAAGUCACCACUGCAGCCCUUCAGAAGGCCUUACCUCGAUCAAAAUGCGCAUCACCAGCCUUCUUUCCGUCACCUCCGCUGGGCUGGGUACGGCACUGGCCACGCCUCGAAAUCUCCGAGUCCGCGACGUCUCAGUGCUAGGGACUGGAUGCCCAUACGGCUCCGCAGACGUCAAGGUCGACCCGAGUAACACCGCCCUCGACAUCAGGCUCUCGGAAUAUGUCGUGAGAUCUGGCCCAAACACCAUGGCGGCGGACUGGCGCAAGAAUUGCAAACUCACGCUGAACCUCGAAUAUGAUGCGGGCUUUCAAUUCUCGACGCUGAGUACCUCGGUAAAAGGCUUCGCAUACAUCCCAUCGGGUGCUCAGGGUCAGUGCCAGAAUACGGUCGAUUUCACUGGCUCCUCCAGCCAGGCCAACUACGGCAUCACACUGAAAGGGAGCUACGACGGGCCCUUUUCGCUGUCGGCCAACCCGGAUAUUGUGACGUGGUCCCCGUGCGGCGGGUCAACAGCCAUCCUGAACGUGAACACGCAAUGCUGGAUCUCGCCGACGGAGAAGAAGGCAAUCAUUGAUGUCGAUCGCAUUAGCAGCAAACUCACGGUCCGUGUUGAUCUUCAAUGGAGGAACUGCUGAAGCAGACACGACCUCGUUCUGGGGCGUGUCAGGCAUCAUUAUAGGAAACGUCCAUGUCCCGGAGCCAGUCAACAGGCACAAAAAACUGUCUCAACAGAAGUCUUCGCUUUUCCAAUCGCUAGCAUUGUACUGGACUUCAACUGUAGUCCCCACAGGUAGCAUUAGACUCUCCCGCCAUUCAACUCACUUUGAUCAAGGUUACACAUACACUAUCAUGUAACAGUGCCACAACCCGCUCCCUUCAAGACUC
Molecule: messenger RNA, 982 nt
Organism: Parathielavia appendiculata
Lineage: Eukaryota; Fungi; Ascomycota; Sordariomycetes; Sordariales; Chaetomiaceae
Exons: 3
Coding region: 142-732 (196 amino acids)
Source: RefSeq, a predicted model, not a curated record